Messenger RNA from Bufo gargarizans (Asiatic toad), 1912 nucleotides. Its product is annotated as gastrula zinc finger protein XlCGF49.1-like. The record is from RefSeq and is a predicted model, not a curated record. Gene Ontology annotation, molecular function: RNA polymerase II cis-regulatory region sequence-specific DNA binding; DNA-binding transcription factor activity, RNA polymerase II-specific. The coding region runs from base 345 to 1091 and encodes 248 amino acids. The transcript is spliced from 2 exons. Lineage: Eukaryota; Metazoa; Chordata; Amphibia; Anura; Bufonidae. Gene Ontology annotation, biological process: regulation of transcription by RNA polymerase II.
GGCCUCCCAGCUGCUCCUUUCCCGUCCGCAAGACAUAAAACUACGUUCCACCUCUAGAGGGCAGCAGCAUUUGAAAUCGCAUGUUUGUGCGGGCUGAAUGGAGCAGGAUAGGAAGAGGCGGCGCCCGCUGAUUGGCUGCUCCGCAUUAUUAGCCUGGUUUUUUUUUUUGGCCCCUCAGGCGCUUGGUAGUUGUAGUUCUGAGCCGUGGUUCUCUGGCAAGCAAAAACUACGAGACCCAGAAUGCCUUGCGCGACCAGCUCUCUAAUUGGCAGCUUCAGUCCUUCUGCUAUGCGAGCACAUACACAAAAGGCUGGCUCCUGAGCGGCAGCGUACACCUUUGCUGGAUGACCUUAGAUCUUUCAUUUUCACUGGUUAUAAAAAUGGAAACCUCCAAUUAUGGGACAAAAAAAGACUGGGGCAAAUUUAAAUCAAAGAAGGUGAGAAGUUCCUCCAAAGUGACCAAAUCCAACGGAACAACAAACAUUACGUCUGACAACAAAAAGACGAAAGAUCAUAAGUUAACACAAAAGCUGUCAUGUAAACCAAAAGAAGCACAAGGUCGUCCGUCCUUUAGAAGUCAACAGAAUGGUCAAACAAAGCGAUUAUCCGUCAAGAGCAAAGGCAAAAGGGAAGUGGAAACCAGUGACCUUGAGGAGCAGAGCAUUGACAAGACCAAACCUUACGCCUGUGCCAUAUGUCAGAAGAGUUUUGCCCAGAAGUCCAACCUUGUAACCCACUUCCGAGUCCACACUGGGUCCAGACCCUACAUGUGUAUGCAGUGUGGGAAGAGUUUCAGCACCAGCUCAAAUGCUGUGACCCAUCAGAGGGUGCACACCGGAGAAAGACCAUACAGCUGUGGAGAGUGUGGGAAAAAAUUCAGCAUCAGCUCCAACUUGGUGACCCACCAGAGGGUUCAUACAGGAGAAAGACCCUAUGUCUGUACUGACUGUGGAAAGAGCUUCACUCACCGCUCAAAUCUGGUCAUUCAUCAGAGGGCACAUUCAGGGGAGAAACCUUAUUCCUGCGCGACAUGCGGAAAAACAUUUACUCACAGCUCCCACCUUGUUGCCCAUCAGAAAGUUCACAUUUAGAAAAAUAGUAAAGCAUUGCCUGCAGUGAUCUUCUACUUGUUGGACACCCUUAGUCUGGCCAUGCACACUAUCUCGGUUGGAUUGGCCAACCAUUAAAUGUGUAGGAGGCCCUACCAAUCCCCCCCCCCAUUUCAACCUGCCUGAUCCUUUUGUUCUCAGGGGAGAUGUGCUGCUGCCAGAGGACAGGAGCUUAUACCCCUCUCUUCAUUGAAAAACACAUGCAUGCCUGGCCAUGCAUGUGUAUGGUGGGGGUUGGAAGGAACAGCAGUCGGGUGACUGAACAUUUGGCUGACCACUAAGAGGAGUGUAUGGCUAGUUUUAGCUAGAUGAUGGUCAAGUUGGUCAAACUGAGCUGCAAAAUGACUUUGUUUUCGCCGUGUAUUAUAAACUUUCUGAUAAUGUGCCAAGUAGCUACACAACCUAUUUAUUAAUCCAGUGCUGAUGGUUAUGUUUUACUCCUCGAUAGUAAAGGCAGUAGAAGCUUUCUAAGUAUACUUGUCAUGACAUGUAUAACCUGUGUGCUCCUAGCCGUUAGUAAUAGCAGCCAAUUGUAUUCCACACUUACUAGCCUUUCCGUAGGUGGAUCUAAGCAUACUAUGGUGUGCAAGAAACCGAUGGAGGGAUAGUUUAGAAGAAAUGAAGGAACAUGUAGAAUGUUUGUAAAAUGUAGACAACAGUUUUGAUCUGACUAUAGUUGCAGCUCCAUAAAUUAGAUCAUUGAAAGUUACCGUAUUUUUCGCCGUAUAAGACGCACCGGCGUAUAAGACGCACCUAGGUUUUUGGGGAGGAAAAUAAGAAAAAAAAUAUUUUUAACCAAAAGG